Molecule: messenger RNA, 884 nt
Organism: Nicotiana tabacum (common tobacco)
Lineage: Eukaryota; Viridiplantae; Streptophyta; Magnoliopsida; Solanales; Solanaceae
Source: RefSeq, a predicted model, not a curated record
UGGACAACUCUAAUUGGUUAAUACCACGUAGUCAUUGCCACGGCAAUAGAAAUUAGAACAUGGUGUUUCUCUCUUUCUUUACUCCUCGAUAAUAUUAGCCUUCACCAUUAAUACUCCAAAAUUCUCUUUCACAGAAACGACGAAAGAAGAAAAGAAUGGAUCGAGCUUCGAUUGUUCCACUUUUAUUGAUAGUUGUACACCUUAUUGCUACCGUCAAUGCAUUGUACGGACCUUCAUCCCCAGUUCUUCAGUUAAAUCCCAACAACUUUAAGUCUAAGGUGCUAAAUUCAAAUGGAAUUGUUUUAGUUGAGUUCUUUGCGCCUUGGUGUGGUCAUUGUCAAUCUCUGACACCCCAUUGGGAAAAGGCAGCUACUAUAUUGAAAGGUGUUGCCACCGUAGCAGCUCUUGACGCUGAUGCUCACAAAUCCCUCGCACAGGAAUAUGGCAUCAGAGGAUUUCCUACCAUCAAGGUGUUUGCACCUGGAAAACCUCCUGUUGAUUACCAAGGGGCACGUGAAGCGAAACCAAUUGCCGAAUUCGCAUUGCAGCAGAUCAAGACACUGCUGAAGGAGCGAGUACAUGGAAAAGCAACAGGAGGAUCUUCUGAGAGUUCUGAGCCUAGUGCAUCAGUAGAGUUGAACUCACGAAAUUUUGAUGAGAAGGUGCUUAAGAGCAAAGAUCUCUGGAUAGUUGAGUUUUUUGCACCUUGGUGUGGGCACUGCAAAAAGCUUGCUCCUGAGUGGAAGAAAGCUGCUAAGAACCUUGAGGGUAAGGUGAAGCUGGGCCACGUAGACUGUGAUGCAGAGAAGGUAAGUUUGGAAUCUUAUGAUCAGUUAGACAUCUGUCAUAUUAAUAAAACAGAAAAAUAGAGAACACAUGAAGGU